Daldinia decipiens is the source of this 2307-nucleotide messenger RNA. RefSeq lists its product as uncharacterized. Lineage: Eukaryota; Fungi; Ascomycota; Sordariomycetes; Xylariales; Hypoxylaceae. Bases 438 to 2189 code for a protein of 583 amino acids. The transcript has a single exon. The record is from RefSeq and is a predicted model, not a curated record. Gene Ontology annotation, molecular function: DNA-binding transcription factor activity. Gene Ontology annotation, biological process: regulation of DNA-templated transcription.
AUUCGUCGGAAGCUGGGAGCUGCCUCGAAUAUCUAUCACAACAUAUACGCCUUGGAUACUGGGGGGCAACUUAUAUAUAGUCAUUAUAUUCGUCUGCGCAACGACUCUAGUGACGGGCACAGCACAAUCUGAGCCGUCAUCACCUUCUACAAUUUCUACACCAAGAGUCUGCUCACCAAUCUGUCGCCGUGGCGGUCCAAAAUAUUAACGUUCGCCAACCCUCCCAACCGCCCUCUACCCGUCCGCUUGGAAACGGGAACCUAGGAUCUCACACGAAUCGUCUGAGCAGCCUUGAGCAAGCGGACGGCGAAUCUGGCGGGGCGAGACUAGAUAGUAACGAGGCAAGAUCGGAAAUCAAGCGGUAUCAAUUCGCGUCUGAUAGAGGCGGUCAAUGUCUGGCUCCUCUGGGCCACCCGUUCGGAAGGGACCUGGAUCCGAUGUCGCAGAGGGACCCUGCGUCACGAUCUGCUUCACCUCGGAUAUCCAAAUCUCCUCCGGCAGGCACGAGCACAUCGCCAAAUUCACAACAGUCGGAUCCUCGGAGACUUAGUAACCAGCCAGUCAGCAACGGGUCAUUGGAGAGCGGUAGCAUUUCCCGAACUAAUGGAGAUCUAGCACAGUCGUUACCCCAGAGGGGCUUUGGUGUGCGGAAUAUCUUAAAUCCAACGGAAACACAUCCAUCACCGACUGGGACUACCUCUUCCGCGGCAUCUGGACCAUCCGGAGCACGUCUGCAUCCGAGUCCAAAUAUACAAGGCUCUACGUUUGAGUCCAGUCCAACCGCCUCGCGGCCCUUCAUGUAUCAGAAUUAUGGGAUGACGAGCCAGCAGCAAAACCAAGCGGCUGGAGGUCUACCUUUACAGGGACCCCCGCCAGCUGACCGCGGUUCACCUGCAUCGAUACACUCCCAUCGAGAAAUCUUGGGGGCAACUCGACGAAUAUUGACCCCAAGGUCUCCCCGAGGUAGUGCCGCGGGUCAUAUACCACCACCUCAAGCGCUGAAUACUCCCCAAUCUCAUUACUAUCCUGCUCCCCCCUCCGCGUCAAACCGGGGCUAUCCAACUGAAUCUCCUGUAGGACAACACGCUCAAUCACCGCGGAUCAAUGGUCCCCAACCUCUAGGUCCUCAGUACGGAAGAGUCCACCCAUCUGGAGUUGGUCCUCCGACCACUUUGGCUCCGUUAACAACACCGCCGCCUCGGUCCCUCUCUCAACCAAUCGCGAGUCAGUUUAAUCCUCCCGGGCACGAAUCACAGCAGCCACAAGGAAGUGCCGGUAACCAUAUGAGACCUCAUAUGUAUGGACAGACCCCGCCGUACUCGACGGGUGUUCCACCUAGUGCACGUUUUCCGCCACCUUCUCUUCCGAUGGGAGAUUCAAGAUGGUCAAGCAUACUUGGAAGCGCGGGUCAGGUGGGUUCGCCAGGCGUUCGGGGCAUGAUGAGCAUGGAUGGGCAUGCGGCAAUGAAUGUAGGUGGAGAACCCUUGAUUGUCCCCCUAGACAUGUACAAUGGGUCAAAACAAGCCGACGAGAAACGACAGAGAAACGCGGGUGCCUCUGCAAGGUUCCGAGCCAGGAAGAAGGACAAGGAAAUACAACAAGGAAUGAGAAUACAGGAGCUGGAAAGUCAAAACCGCGAGCUUCUAAAGCGGCAGCAGGAAGCAGAGAAUGAGCGGGACAGGUACCGCAGCGACCGGGAUCGACUUCGCGACAUCGUCUAUCGAACUCCUGGAAUUAGCGAGCUUGCCUACCAAGGGCCUCCUAGUCCCAUCUCGACAAGGAGUGGUGGCUCUUUCGCAGAGAGGAGUCCGCUCGCCUCUAACCAGCCUACACUACCGAUGCCUUCUUAUGGAGGUGCUGAUCCCGUAACGGGUGAAAGGGCGGCACGACGACGCCGGACGGAUCCUCAACUCGAGGGUUAUAGCCCAUCCUAUGGCAUGGCUCAGACCAAUUUGCCAUCAAUGUCCCAACCUGUGCAUACUCCUCUAUCGCAGCCGGGAACUCCUUCAUCUAUGGCUCGAACCUCGCGACUACCUCCUCUGCGAUUGGAUCAACCGGCUGGAACUCCAAGCAGCGGACCGCCUACUUCAGGUACUCCGGUGCAAAGCUUCCCGCCAUACAAGCGGGAGCCAUACGAAACCGGUUGGGCGACACGAUCCAGUGCGCCGCAUGAUCCAAGCCAGCGUUAAAACACGAAUUUUAUAAUUUCAGUCAUCGGUCACUACCCUACUUUCGUUUUAUGAAGCAAAUAUUUUUAUUCUAUACUUAGUUUUUAAUAUCAACUCCUCGCACGAAAAGCGAGGUAAA